Molecule: messenger RNA, 2397 nt
Organism: Plasmodium vinckei vinckei
Lineage: Eukaryota; Apicomplexa; Aconoidasida; Haemosporida; Plasmodiidae
Product: CIR protein PIR protein
Exons: 3
Coding region: 1-2397 (798 amino acids)
Source: RefSeq, a predicted model, not a curated record
AUGAACGCGUGUGAUACAUUUCGUGAAAUUGAUGAACUUUUUAUCGACUAUGAGAACAAUGAGGACAAAUUUAACGAUGAAUAUGGAACAUAUAAUGAGUAUUGCCCUGUAAAAAAUGGGGGCAGAAACUGUGAAACUAAUUAUGAAAAACUUAACGCUAUUUUUGGAUAUGCAUAUAAGGAAUUAAUUCAAAAUAAGAAUGUGGAUCUAGAAAGUGAAAAUGACCCAAGUGCUGAUUUUUUUGUCAUGUCAUUGUCUAAUAUAUUAUAUAAAUUAUCAACAAAUCCGAAUUUAUCUCUAAAAGAUGCAUUUAAAAUAUAUUUAAAGAGUCACGAAGGUUUUAAAUAUUGGAGCAUCUUACGUAAUAAAAAGUAUUUUAAUGAUUCUAACAUUGGUAUUAUGAAUGGAUUUUAUUUUUUAUUUCAGCAAAUUUGUGAAACAAUUAAUAGAUAUAACGAUCCUAAUGCAAAAACAUACGAACACACAAACGAUAUUGCCCAAUUCUAUAUUAUUUAUAACACACUUUAUAAUUUUGUUAAUCGUUGUAAUCCGUAUCGUCAAUUAUUUAAUCAUUUAAAAACAAUAUAUGAUGAUAUUAUAGGUGGUUCUUUUAAUUUCCAUGACAAUGACCAAGACCAAGACUUAAGUGAUCAGCUUAUAAUGCUUUCAUCGAUAAAUAUAACCAAGUUUGUAUCUGAAUUCAAUACUAAAGGAUGCAUAAAAGUGCAUAAAAAGUUAGAACAAAAUAUAUCCAAGAUUAAAGAGAAAUCAGAAGAGGAUCAAGAAGAAGACGAGGAACAAGAAGAAGACGAGAAACAAGGCGGAUUUAGUGAUUUAAUCGACUUAUUUGGUUCUGAUGAUGACAAUAAUGAUGGCGAAAACGGAGAUGAUGGUGGUGACGAUGAUGAUACAUCAACCGAUGGAACCGGUGAAACCGACACACAAACAGAUAUAAAUAACGGACCAGAAAAUUCUCAAGAUAAAUAUGAUACUCAAGGAAAUGAACAAAAAGACUCAGACAAUGGCCAAAUAAGUCAGCCAUCAAGUUCAAAUGAUCAAAUCGUUAUCCACGAAAGUUCAGGUGGUGGGAAAGAGAAUUUAAGUAGGGUUCCAGAAGGUUCAAAAAAUUCACUAAGUCCAGAUGUUAAACAAGGAGAUACAGGAAGUCCAGCUGAUGGAUCAGAUGAUCCGCAAGGUGAUCAAGGAAGUAUAGAUAGUGGAUCAGAUGGUGGUGGAAGUGAUGGAUCAGGUAGUGGAGAGGGAGGUGGAUCAAGUGAUGGAUCAAAAACACCAGUGGAUCAGGCUACAAUGCAUUCAUCAGGAGCAUCCAAUGGAUAUUUUUCAAACCUUUGGAAAGCUCGUUUAAAUCCCAUGAAUUAUAUCCCUAGUGUUCCUGAUAUAUAUGAAACCUCAAAGAAUAUUUUAACAAGUGCCACUAAUCAAGCCAGUAAUGCAUAUAAUAGUGCUGUGACCGCUGUAAAAGAUAAUUAUGAUAGUGUUAUGACCGCUGUAAAAGAUACUUAUGAUAGUGCUGUAACUGCUGUAAAAAAUACUUAUGACACCACUAUGACCACUGUAAAAGGUGCUUAUAGUGCAACUACUAAUUAUAUCGGUGGUGCUGUUAAUAUUAUAACUAACCAAUUAAAUCCAUUCGGCAAUUCUCAAUUAGGUGGCAAUCAAUCUGGAUCAGGUGGUUCAGAGGGGGGGACAGAUACAUCUAAUCACUCACAACAAUAUCCGAAACAACCAGUAAAUCCGACAUCUCCAUCAUCAGUAACUCCACCAGAUCCGCCCCAACCAACUCAACAAUUAUCACAAACUCCAUCAUCGUCAAAACCGCAGUCUAACAAAACACAAGAUAAAUUACAAAUCACAGAUAAAAAUGGUGCAAUUAACCAAGUACAAAGUCAUGAUACAAAUCCUGGAGCAGGAGGAAUUCAAACAACAGAAAAUUCUAGUACAGACCCAUCAAACACAGGAAAUGGAAGGACCACUGAAACUGUUGUUAAAAUUAACGAAAAACCAUCAAUAUGGUGUAUAGGAUCGAAUACCAAAUGUGACAUAACGGGUAUUAGUAUUAUAAUUAUUUCAAUAUCCAUUAUUUUAACAAUUAUAUAUAAGUAUCUAUCACUUGGGUGGACAAGCAAAUCGAAGAGAAAAAAAAACAUAAAAAAGGUUAUAAAUUCAAUUGGAGGAAAAAGACCGGUUCAAAUAAUUAUAAAAUCAUAUGAUAGGAACAAAGACCUAAAACCGGUUAUAAAUUCAGUUGGUAGAAAAAAAGAUCCAUUAUUAAAUAUAUACAAACUUAUGCAGGCUGAUCCUAUACCAUUUAUUAAUUUAUUUUUUUUGUUAAUUUUUUUUGUCUAUAAAAGAAAAUACGAUUUUUUGGAAUUAUAA